Molecule: messenger RNA, 2031 nt
Organism: Cynara cardunculus var. scolymus (artichoke)
Lineage: Eukaryota; Viridiplantae; Streptophyta; Magnoliopsida; Asterales; Asteraceae
Product: protein PTST homolog 2, chloroplastic-like
Exons: 8
Coding region: 133-1491 (452 amino acids)
Source: RefSeq, a predicted model, not a curated record
CGAUCCUCCCUCCAUCGCCUUCUUUCUCCAUCCUUCUUGUAAGAAACCAUAAUCUUUACUUCACUGCAAAUGCGGAAUCUUGGUCCAAAUUUUUACCCACACAUCCCAACUGCUCGAUGAAAUGCCUGAACAAUGGUGUCAUCUAUCGCCUCCUCAACUGUGCAUCACUUAAUUUCCCCUGUGGUUUCUAUUCUUGGGUUGGGAUCUAAUUUCAAGAUUAGGCCCCGAGUUUCGUUCUUGUCGGUGAAAAAGGACUGCGUUUUAGGGUAUAAAGAGUUGAAAGAAACAAUAACAAGAAGUGGGGUUUCCUUUGAGGGGUAUUUCAAUAGUGAAGCAGAGUUGGUUUUAGAGAGAGAAAUCUUGGUGUUCAUGAAGAAUUCGAGGAACCCAAAUGAGUUCCCAACCAAGAAAGAACUACUGGAUGCUGGGAGACUUGACUUAGUGAAUGCCAUCACCAAGACAGGUGGUUGGCUGGCUUUGGGUUGGGAUUCUUCUGAUGAUGAAAAUGAUUUGGAGAGCAAUGAUUUUAAUGAUCUGAGGGAGUUACAUACAAGGGUUGAAAGUUAUCAACAAAGACAUGAAGCUGCUUCACCCUCUGGUAGACCACUUGAAAUGGAAGCAGAUGAUGAAGAUAAAGGAGUAGAAGGUAUACUGAGUAGAUUGAAGAAACAUAGGAGAUUGUCAUUUGACCUUUGUAUGGAGAAAAACAUAUAUGCUUCAAGUAAAGACAACGGUUGUCUCUCAGAUUUUCACAUGUCAACUGAUGUGGGUAAAUCAACUGCACAAGGAACUUGGACAAUUCCAAGAAGGCACUUCUCAGAUUUUCAAGCUGCAGAGAUUGAUUAUGGAAAAGAGGACUCAACGGCUAAAAUGCUAGCUAUACAGCGUGAUUCGCAACUCCAAGAGAGACAUCAGGAGAUAAACCCAGAUCAGAUAAGAUCUCGACUUCAAGACAUGCAACUUGAGCUCUCCUCCGCCCUUCGCUCAUUGCGAUCCAAAAGUCAGACACUUAACUCAGAGGUUCUUGAAAGCAGUUCGAGUGAGUUGCAGCAGCUUUCCGAUGCAUGGGAAUUCCAAGAAAACGAACAUAUGAAGGCCGAGGAUAAGUUGAGAUCUAUACGCGCAAAACUAGCAGUGUUUGAAGGAAAGAUUGCACUAUCAGUAAUUGAUACACAGAAAUUAGUUGUGGAGAAGCAAAGGAGAAUCGAUAGUGCACGUAGAACUUUGCAGCUUCUUCGUACCACCAGCAUAUUUUGGACUCAUUCAGCCUUGGAAGUGAUCUUAGUUGGAUCCUUUGAUGGUUGGACGUCUCAGAUAAAGAUGGAGAAAACAAAGACAGGAAUUUUCUCUGCUUCUCUGAAGUUGUAUCCAGGAAGAUAUGAGAUUAAAUUCAUCGUUGACGGGAUUUGGAGAGUUGAUCCGUUGCUCCCGAUCAUUCACAACAAUGGGUACGAGAACAACAGUCUUAUUGUCCAUGAACGGUCUGCAUAGCAUAGUAUAACAAAGCACAGCUUCUUCUUCUUGUGUACAGGUUUUUCAUUCUUUUAACCCACAAUCAUAUACCUUCGAUUCAUAUAUUCAUUUCACUUUUCUGCUUUCUAUGUCUUGAAUACGGGGAAAAAGAAUUGUGGCUGAACAAAACGCUCAGUAACGCGCAGAUAUGACAUAUAACAAAACAGAAUUAAGAAACUUGUCAGAUAUCAAAAACCAUCAAAAAGUGAUUGGAUACGCGACCACGUACCAAACAAACACGAGAAUUUAGUACUGAGCUCAUGCAAGUAAUCGUAUAGACUUAAGCAUCACGUCAUAGAGACAUGUCCAACAAAUGACGGACAUAAUUCCCACCGGUUGCUGGGUUAUGAUAGCACAAGCACAACGGAAAUUUAAAAAUGUGUAACUCAAAUCAAGAACCAAUCGAAGCAGCGUAGAUGAUUUGUUAUAAAAGGUACGUUUCAUGAUGUCUCUAAAUCAAACAAGUAACAACAAGCAACAUCUUGUCGUCUCCAUGGUACCGUGCGAACCUCUCGAAUC